AUGGUGGACCUGUUCAUCGAUCGGGUCCUGGUGAAGAACAACAAAGAACAUGAUGAGCUGGACACGGAUCGUGAGAUUGUCAUGCAGCUGCAGAACCGUAUCCUGAUGCUCUUCUUCGCCUGCUGCCAGCAGUUUGCUGUCACGCUCAGCGACUUCUUCAAACGGUUGACGGACGAAUUCUAUGUGGAUCGCUCUGCUCAGCUGGUUCUCUUAUACAUCAGUUUGGACGAGUCAGAGGAAGAGCAAGAGAGCUUCCUCAAAGAGCUGCCCAAGAAGUGCCUGUUCCUGGCCUAUGAGGACCCCUACAGGAGGGAGCUGGAGGCCAUGUUUAAUGUGGAGGAGCUGCCCACAGUGGUGGUGCUGCGGCCUGACUGCUCCAUCCUCGCCCCCAACGCAGUGGAGGAGAUCCUGUUCUUUGGCCGGCACUGCUACCGCAACUGGCAGGAGGCGGCGGAACUCAUCGACAGGAACUUCAUGAUCAGUGAGGACUUCGAGGGGAAAUCCAUGCGCAGCUUUAGCGACCCUGUGAGAAGACUCAAGUACAAGGUGGAAGAUGAGAAGAAGAAAAAGAAGAGGAAGAAGGGCAGAGGUUGGGGUAAAGGCCGAGAGGGGGAGGUGGAUGGAGAAGAGGAAGGAGGAGGAGGAGGGACAUGGUGA
Paralichthys olivaceus (Japanese flounder) is the source of this 657-nucleotide messenger RNA. RefSeq names its product nucleoredoxin-like protein 1. The record is from RefSeq and is a predicted model, not a curated record. Lineage: Eukaryota; Metazoa; Chordata; Actinopteri; Pleuronectiformes; Paralichthyidae. Gene Ontology annotation, cellular component: mitochondrion. Gene Ontology annotation, biological process: photoreceptor cell maintenance.